UGCUUGUGCAGCUGCAUCUGUCUCCUGAUUACCGAAAUCUGUCAUCAAUUCAUCAUCAUCUCCGACUCUCCCGUCUCGUCUCUCCCUCUGCCAAACCUCCACCCCCAGCCCGCAGUCGCCCCCGUUGGUUUCGGUUCCUAGCUCCGACCAGGUCGUCGUCGAGGACGACGAGGCGCACCCGAUCGAGUUGUGGUUGUGAUCCCGCGGGAAGUUCCGGCGGACUGGGUAUCCCACUCCAGCUCGGCACGGUCGAGGAGGAGGGGAGGCGCACGGAUGGCGGCCCGCGUCCUCCUCCUCCACACUCGCUGCUACUCCGCCUCCGCCUUCCCCGCCGCCGAGGACAUGGUCAUCUCCUCCCUCCGCCGUCUCCCUUCCACUCCCCUUGCCAACCCACCUCCACCCCCCACUCGUCCCCAAUGUAUCUACCCCACUCCCGGGCCCCAUCCCCCACCUCCGCCGCCGCCUACCGCCCUGCUCCUCUCCGCCGCCGACCGCCUCCGUGGGGUAUUCCUCCGCAAGCCCCUGGGUCGCGCCACGCUCCACCGGGCGCUCUCCUCCACGGGCCUUGAUGCCACCACCGCGCUCUCGCCGGAGGUACUCGCCGAUGUCGUCAACGCUGGCGACCUCGGCGGCGCUGCCACCGUCGCCUUCUUCGACUGGGCGGUCACCAACUCUGAUCCGCCGCCGUCUAUCCACACCUGCAACAUCGUCAUCAAGGCAUUAGGGAGGAAGAAAUUCUUCGAUUUCCUUGACGACGCCCUGCAGAUCAUGCGGAGAAACAACGUCUUUCCAGACCUGACCACGCUGGAGAUCAUCGUGGAUAGCCUAGUUGCCGCCAGGCAUGUCAGCAGGGCUGUUGAAGUGCUUAGUACUGACCAAUUUGGGUUUGGAAUUGGGAAAGCUUGCCACAGAAAGGAAGCAUUUGCUAUCCUCAUCGGUUGCCUUUGCCGGAGGUCACAUGUAGGCCUUGCCAAUUCGCUCUUGCAGGCUGCUCGAAAGGAGUUGCUUGGUCUUGAUAACCAUGUGUACAAUGAUGUGAUGGGUGGCUGGGCGAGGCUUGGGAGUGUUGACAAGAUGCAGGAGGUUUGGACAAAGAUGCAGGAGGAUGGUCUGGUGCCAGAUGAGGUUUCACAUUGCCAUCUAAUUGAGGCGUUGGGUAGAGCAGGGCGGACUGAAGAUGCACUCAGGGUGUUUGAGAAUAUGGCAAGUGAGAGAUUGGGUCCAACUACGAUGACUUACAAUGCACUUAUUUUCAAUUUUAUCUCUACUGGGGAUUUGGACAGGUGCAUCAAGUACUACAAAGAUAUGUUGGACAAGAAUUGUCCGCCAAACAUCAACACAUACUUCAAGAUAAUUAAAGCCUUUCUGAAAGAGCGCAGGGUGGCUGAUGCACUUCAAAUGUUUGAGAAUAUGCUGGCUCGAGGCGUUCUGCCAAAUACUGGGGUGAUAACAUCAUUUAUCGAGCCAUUGUGUACAUUUGGACCGCCUCAUGCUGCUUUGAUGAUUUACAAAAAGAGUAGGAAGGCUGGUUGUGUAAUAUCCUUGAAAGCUUACAAGCUUUUGCUCGAUAGGCUUGCUAAAUUUGGGAAGAGCGGAAUUGUUUUGAACAUAUGGGAAGAGAUGCAAGAGUGUGGAUAUCAACCCGAUAAAGAGAUUUAUGAGUUUAUUGUAAAUGGGCUUUGCAAUGUGGGCAAGGUUGAUGCAGCUGUGUCUGUGAUGGAGGAAUCACUUCGGAAUGGCUUCUGUCUUGGGAGAAUUGUUUACAGCAAACUGAACAACAAACUGUUGGAAAUGGACAAAGUUGAGACUGCAUAUAAUCUGUUCAAGAAAGUCAAAGAGGCACGAGCACUUACUAACUCACGCAAUUAUUGUCGUGCUAAUGGUUGGCAUUCCUGAAUUCUGAGCAUAAUAAGUUUGUAUUUGAAUGGUGGAUCUUUGCUAUUCCGCUUGCUGGUGACUGGUGAGAGGCAGAUAGCUUCAUAUGCCUUUCUGUCACAACUGUGAUGAAGCUAAAACUCUAAAUAACCAUGGUGAACGGUUCAAGGGAGCUCUAAAUUUAAAAGGAAAAAAACAGCUGGAACCUGAAUUUUGAGAACUUGGGCCCCGCGGGAUGUUGCAGAGGAAGUAGCACCCUGUAUCUGAGAAGUACCUGAAGGAGCAGCGGCUUCCUCCUCAGACAUUUAUUCCCUUGCAAUCAGUUCGCGUGAAGCCAAUAAUUGAGAAGCUGCGAACCCUUGGUGGAUCUGCGCAGUUGGUUUUUGAUGUCAUUCAAUAUCC
Setaria italica (foxtail millet) is the source of this 2277-nucleotide messenger RNA. RefSeq names its product putative pentatricopeptide repeat-containing protein At5g43820. The record is from RefSeq and is a predicted model, not a curated record. Gene Ontology annotation, molecular function: protein binding. The coding region runs from base 274 to 1896 and encodes 540 amino acids. Lineage: Eukaryota; Viridiplantae; Streptophyta; Magnoliopsida; Poales; Poaceae. The transcript is spliced from 3 exons.